Messenger RNA from Exophiala aquamarina CBS 119918, 2034 nucleotides. RefSeq lists its product as uncharacterized. The coding region runs from base 1 to 2034 and encodes 677 amino acids. Gene Ontology annotation, cellular component: NADPH oxidase complex; plasma membrane. Gene Ontology annotation, molecular function: calcium ion binding; superoxide-generating NAD(P)H oxidase activity. The record is from RefSeq and is a predicted model, not a curated record. The transcript has a single exon. Lineage: Eukaryota; Fungi; Ascomycota; Eurotiomycetes; Chaetothyriales; Herpotrichiellaceae. Gene Ontology annotation, biological process: superoxide anion generation; defense response.
AUGGCCAAAGAUGAGACCACUUACUUGACGCAAAAGGAAAUCGAUGAAUUUGUGGCAGAACUCGACAAGGAUCGCGAUGGAAACAUCUCAUACCAGGAGCUCGAACACAAGUUAGACGUGGUCUACCAGGAACUGCAGCCGAAAGCAAAGUCCCAUAACUUACAUCACGAGUCGAGGCAAGAUGAACGACAUGAGUUCCUGCGGGGAGUUAUGGGCACCGAAAAGGACACCAUUCCGGUGGAAGAUUUCAAGAAAGUGGUGGCUUCUUGGAAAAUAGCGUCGCUCGAGCAGGACAAACAAGCCGCCAAGGAUGAAGCUGAUUAUAUGAAGGGCAUCUCCUGGCCACGGCGGUUGAGAGCAAUUUGGGAAGUCGAUGGACCGGAGUAUUUGUUCCUCUUCAUCGUUGUCGCUUUGCAGGUUGGCCUCGGCGUGUGGCAAUGCGUCACAUACUCCACAGGGCCACAGUAUCAAGCCGCACUGGGUUGGGGUGUAGGUAUGGCCAAGACCUGCGCAGGAGCUCUCUACCCGACACUGUUUUUUAUGCUGCUCAGCAUGUCGAGGUUGUUCUCCACCAUCAUGCGGAAAUCAUACUAUAUCUCCCGGGCCAUCAAUUGGGAUCUCAGUCAAUCAUUCCAUGUCAAGAUCUCGUGUGUAGCGAUUGCUCUCGCGACAUUGCAUGCCAUUGGCCAUCUUUCUGGAUCUUUCGUCUAUGGGAGCCGCGAAAACCGACAGGAGGCUGUUGCGGAAAUUCUAGGUCCAGACGCAGUGCCACGACCUUAUGCUGCCUUUGUUCGUUCGACUCCGGGCUGGACGGGGCUCGCUGCUUUGAGCCUGUUUUAUGUUCUGGCUCUCCUCAGCAUGCCAUAUAUUCGCAAAUGGUCUUAUGAGAUCUUCCAGAUGGGACACUUGUUGAUGUUUCCCAUCAUUGGCCUCCUUAUGGCGCAUGGAACAGCCGCUUUGUUGCAAUUUCCUGUGCUUGGAUUGGUACUUGCCUUUCCAACGCUAUUUGUUCUCGCAGAACGAGUCACGCGUAUGUUCAAUGGCUUGUACAAACUCCCUGCAUCCCUCGAGGUCCUUGAUGAAGACACGGUGCGAAUCAGCUGCACAAUUCCGAGUCGGCGUAUUUGGAGGUAUAGAGCAGGGCAAUACGUCUUUCUGCAAGUACCACAGAUCUCAAUGUUUCAAUGGCAUCCAUUCACGAUCUCAACCUGCAUUGGGCGGCAGAUGGAGCUUCACAUCAAGACCGGUGGAGACUGGACGGGAAAGCUGCGAGAGAUGAAGGAAUUAAAAUUUGUUGGAAUUGACGGCCCUUUUGGAGCCCCGGCACAGAGGUUUUAUGACUUUGAUCAGACUGUGAUCGUCGGUGCAGGAAUCGGCGUCACACCUUUCUCUGGAAUCCUGAAUGAUCUGCAAACAAGGGAGGAUCAUCAUUGGAAUCGCCGUCGAGACUCAACCUCUACAAACGAGUCCAACGAGAUUGGAGACACAAGCAAUCUUCCAGUUCAAAAUAUGCAUUCUGACGGCCCGAUCGUUCAGUUUGGAAACAAGUCAUUCGAUCUGGAAAAGUAUCGUCGGGUCGACUUUCACUGGGUGGUGCGAGACAAGAAUUACCUGCUCUGGUUUUCGGAUCUUCUCAACAAGAUUUCGUCUGAAUCGCCCACCCGCAACCCCAACCUUGAUAUUCGGAUCCACAACCAUUUGACAAAGAGGCGAAAAGAUAUUUCGACGCAUGUCUAUCGGUGUUUGUUGGAAAAGCAUCGGACUGAAGGACAGCCCAUUUCACCCUUGACAGGUCUGAUAGCACCCACGCAUUUUGGAAGGCCAGACUUUCCGAAAAUCAUGAGCGAUCAUUACGAAGAGAUGGUCAAGUUGUUCGCCAGAGACAGGAUGAGGAAGAGAAAGGUGGGGGUCUUCUUUUGCGGAGCGCCAGUUAUUGGGCAUGCAUUGGCGGAUCUGUGUCAUCAAAUGACAUUAAGAGGCAGAGAAGAUGGGACUGAAGUCGAGUAUCAUUUCAUGAUCGAAGUUUUUGGAUAG